UGUAUGCGCUGUAUAAAAAAUGUCGAGGUGGCGUGGUGCCUGCGUUGGACGUCGCGUGGGAUGUACGAUUUGAGAGGGUUUGGCGAGUGAUGGGGAACGCUAGUGGUUACUUAUAGAAUGUUCUUUGCAAACGCAGGUCUAUGAGUUUUGCCAGACUUUUGCGGUGGCUUUGAUCGACGUUCGUGUGAGAAGGCGGCUCUGCAAGAACACCAGCCAUGCCAGAAGUUGACACAGCACUUCCUGCAACCCUGCGCUCAGACAUGACCUCGCCAUCAGUGCCCUGAAGUGCAGCACGAUCUGCCCUGACCAGCAAGAUGAGCACCAAGUCAUUCUUCAUUGUGCAGGAGGCGCCAGCCAAUGCGCUCUCGCUCAACAAGGACUACAGCCAGGUGGUGAUUGCUGGCCGUAACGUGUUCAAGGUGCUGCUGAUUGAGGAGCAGCGCUUCGUCGAGCGGCUGAACCUGCGCAUCGGGAAGAGUCUCAACCUGAGUUUCUCCUCCAAUGACGUGGUGUGGAACCCGUUCGACGAGACGCAGCUGGCAACGGCGGCUACCAACGGCCAGGUGGUGCUCUGGGACCUGAACAAGGCCAGCCGCAACAAGCAGGACCACGUGUUCUCCGAGCACAAGCGCACCUGCAACAAGGUCACGUUUCACCCGAGCGAGCCGCACGUGCUCGUCUCGGGCUCGCAGGACGGCACGAUGAAGCUGUUCGACGUGCGCAAGAAGGAGGCGGCCAUCACGUUCCAGGGCAACACGGAGAGCGUGCGCGACCUGCAGUUCAACGGCAGCCAGCCGAACACGCUGUGCGCCGUCUCGGAGAGCGGCCAGGUGCAGCUGUGGGACAAGGCGCGGCCGGACCGCUGCGUGCGCCAGCUGACGGCGCACAACGGGCCGGCGUACGCGUGCGACUGGCACCCGGAGCACGCCGCCUGGCUGGCCACGGCCGGCCGCGACAAGGCCAUCAAGGUGUGGGACACGCUGAACAGCGCCAUCCGGCUGGUGUGCACCAUCCCGACGAUGGCGUCCGUGGGCCGCGUGGUGUGGCGGCCGCAGCGCGAGCACCACAUCGCCAGCGCCGCGCUGCUCGUCGACUGCAGCAUCAACAUCUGGGACAGGCAGCGGCCGUUCAUUCCGUUCGCGUCAUUCGGCGAGCACACGGACGUGACGACGGGCAUCGCGUGGAAAGGCGACCCGCGCGUCUUCCUCUCCACCAGCAAGGACGGCACGCUCUACCUGCACCGGUUCGAGGACGCCGACCGGCCGGCCGACCGCGCCAACCCGCACGGCCUGAGCCUGGCCGCCGACGGCCGGCUCGGCCUGGCCGUGCGGCUGACGCACGAGACCGGCGGCCGCCCGCCGCGGCGCCCGCUCACCAGCCGCGACCGCUUCCGGCUGCGGCGCUCGCUGCUCAGCACCGUCAGCGGCCCGGUGGAGCCGUCGCCGGCCGGCGACUGGCUGCAGCAGAGCGCGCGACGCUACCUGCUGCACGGCCGCAGCCUGGCCGACAUGUGCGAGCACAACGCCGGCGUGGCGGCCGACCUGCGCCGCUACCACGUGGCGCGCACGUGGCGCGCCAUCAAGCUGCUGUACACGUCGGCGCGCGAGCCGCUGCAGCCCGGCGACGGCGGCACCAGCGACCCCGAAACCAAGGCGCCGCGCAACGUGUCCGGCGGCGAGCCCAAGGCCGACGACGCGGAGACGGACGGCGACGAGGGCGAGCCGGAGCAGAACCUGGCCAACAUCGCGUCCGGCCUGGCCAACGCGCAAGGCGACUUCUUCUUCGGCGACGGCGAGGUCAACGAGAUGUGCCUCGACUACGAGGAGGGCCUGGACGUGGCGCCCGACUUCUCGCUGCCGACCGAGGCGUUCGAGCUGCGCCACGAGCUGCAGGACGGCUCGCCGCCGCCCGAGAGCAUCCAGCUGGGCGCCGAGCCGCCGAUCGAGGCGGCUCGCCAGCCGGCCAACCCGGCGCUCGUCGAGCAGAUCAACAGCUCGCUGAUGGCCAUGCCGGCAGCUAGCGUCGGCGACUGGCCGGCCGGCCGCGUCGUGGCCGACAUGUUGCGCCAUUACGCCGCCGACGGCGACGUGCAGACGGCCGUGUCGGUGAUGGUGGUGCUGGGCGACAGGUUGCGGCCGCACCUGUCGCCGGCCGUCGCCGAGCCCUGGUUCCUCGCCUACCUCGAGCUACUGGCGCGCUUCCAGCUGUGGAACGUGGCCACGCAGGUGGUGCGCCUGGCGCCACUGCCAGCCGUCGGCUGCCUCAACCAGAUGGUGGUGAAGCUGCACUGCGGCCGGUGCGCCUCGCCGCUGGAGCGCACCGGCUGGUGGUGCCACCGGUGCCGCGCGCCCUCCACCUGCGCCGUCUGCCACCGCGUGGUACGCGGCCUGCAGGCCUGGUGCCAGGGCUGCGCGCACGGCGGCCACCUCUGCCACAUGCGCCAGUGGUUCUCCGGACACCGGAUGUGCCCGUCCGGCUGCGGGCACGUGUGCGUGCCGGUGUCGUGA
Pollicipes pollicipes is the source of this 2507-nucleotide messenger RNA. It is a transcript of the gene Wdr24, whose product is annotated as WD repeat domain 24. Lineage: Eukaryota; Metazoa; Arthropoda; Thecostraca; Pollicipedomorpha; Pollicipedidae. The transcript is spliced from 3 exons. Gene Ontology annotation, cellular component: vacuolar membrane; cytosol; GATOR2 complex. The record is from RefSeq and is a predicted model, not a curated record. Gene Ontology annotation, biological process: cellular response to amino acid starvation; positive regulation of TORC1 signaling; positive regulation of macroautophagy. Gene Ontology annotation, molecular function: protein binding. The coding region runs from base 315 to 2507 and encodes 730 amino acids.